AACGGCGCCGGCCGGCGGCACAGCGGCGGCGGCGGCGGCUGCCGCGGGGAGAAGCGGCCUCGGGUCCUGCAGCGCGGUGGCCGCCGCUGGGUGGGCAGGAGGGAGGGACGGGGGGGAGGCUGGCCGGCCGGCGGCAUGGAAGCGGUGCCUCGCGAGGAGAAGCCCAACCCGCUGCGGGAUGCCAACCUCUGCUCCCGGCUCUUCUUCUGGUGGUUGAAUCCCUUAUUUAUUAUUGGCCACAAACGGAAACUUGAAGAAGAUGAUAUGUAUAAAGUGCUGCCAGAAGAUUCCUCAGAGAAGCUGGGAGAGGAGUUGCAGUGGUACUGGGAUAAAGAGGUGCAAAAAGCAAAAAAGAGAGGAAAAACACCCCAUUUAACAAAAGCGAUUAUUCUUUGUUACUGGAAAUCCUAUUUAGUUUUUGGAAUUUUCACAAUGAUUGAGGAAACCCUCAAAAUAGUUCAACCAAUAUUUUUGGGAAAAAUUAUUAAUUAUUUUGAAAACUACGAUCCCUCAGAUGAGGUAGCUUUGAAUUUUGCAUAUUGCUACGCAGCUGCUCUGUCUGUGUGCACACUUAUUCUCGCUAUAAUGCACCACUUAUACUUCUAUCACGUACAGCGGGCUGGCAUGAAGCUGAGGGUAGCUAUGUGUCAUAUGAUUUAUCGGAAGGCACUUCGUCUCAGUAACGUAGCUAUGGCAAAAACUACCACUGGCCAAAUAGUAAAUCUUCUAUCAAAUGACGUGAACAAAUUUGAUCAGGUAACAAUUUUCUUGCACUUCCUGUGGGCUGGACCAAUUCAAGCUGUAGCAGUAACAGUACUUCUCUGGAUGGAAAUAGGCCCAUCAUGUCUCGCAGGAAUGGCAGUUCUGAUUAUUCUUCUUCCUAUACAAACCUGCAUCGGGAGGCUUUUUUCUUCCCUAAGAAGCAAGACAGCUGCAUUUACAGAUGUCAGGAUUAGAACCAUGAAUGAAGUCAUAAGUGGCAUGAAGAUAAUAAAGAUGUAUGCUUGGGAAAAAUCAUUUGCGGAACUUGUGAGUGGUUUGAGAAGGAAGGAGAUUGCCAUGGUUAUGAAAAGCUCCUACCUUCGAGGACUGAACUUAGCCUCUUUCUUCGUGGCAAGCAAAAUAACGGUGUUCAUGACUUUCAUGGCAUAUGUACUACUUGGCAACAUUAUCUCUGCGAGCCGGGUGUUUGUUGCAGUGUCCCUGUACGGUGCAGUAAGACUGACAGUAACUCUGUUCUUCCCUGCGGCUGUUGAGAGAGUAUCCGAGGCAGUGGUUAGCAUACGACGAAUCAAGAACUUCCUGAUACUUGAUGAAGUCUCACACUUCAAGCCACAGCUGCAUGGUAGUAAUGAGAAUGUCAUUCUUCAUGUGCAGGAUUUGACUUGCUAUUGGGAUAAGAGUUUAGAAAGCCCAGCACUUCAGCAACUUUCAUUUACUGUUAGACGAGGGGAAUUGCUGGCUGUGAUUGGUCCUGUAGGAGCUGGAAAAUCUUCACUCUUAAGUGCUGUGCUUGGUGAGCUGCCUAAAGACAAAGGUUUGAUAAAUGUUGCUGGAAGAAUUGCUUAUGUUUCUCAGCAGCCUUGGGUGUUUUCUGGUACAGUAAGAAGUAAUAUACUGUUUGACAAGGAAUAUGAGAAAGAAAAAUACGAAAAAGUUUUAAAAGUCUGUGCUCUUAAAAAGGACUUGGAAUUACUAGCAGAUGGUGACCUGACAGUCAUAGGAGAUCGUGGAGCUACGCUGAGCGGGGGACAGAAGGCCCGUGUAAAUCUGGCCAGAGCUGUGUAUCAAGAUGCAGACAUCUAUCUUUUGGACGAUCCACUGAGUGCAGUAGAUGCUGAGGUUGGAAGACAUUUAUUUGAAAAAUGUAUUUGUCAGGCCUUACAUCAAAAGAUAUCUGUUUUGGUGACUCACCAGUUGCAAUAUCUCCGUGCCGCAACUCAGAUUCUAAUCUUAAAAGAUGGUAAAAUGGUGGGGAAAGGUACCUAUUCAGAGUUCCUGAGGUCUGGCAUCGACUUUGCUUCCCUUUUGAAAAAAGAUGAGGAGGCAGAACAGCCGUCAGUCCCAGGAACCCCCAACCUGAAGGCCUCCCGCAGCCGUACCUUUUCGGAGUCCUCUGUCUGGUCCCAGGAUUCUUCUGUCCACUCGAUGAAAGAUGGAGCAGUGGAGCAACCACCUGCUGAAAAUGCCUUGGCUGCAGUGCCAGAGGAGAGUCGCUCUGAGGGAAAAAUAAACUUUAAGGUUUACAGAAAAUAUUUCACCGCGGGAGCAAACUACUUUGUGAUUUUUAUACUUAUAGUAUUUAAUAUUUUGGCACAGGUGGCAUAUGUGCUCCAGGACUGGUGGCUUUCUUACUGGGCAAAUCAUCAAGAAAAGCUGAAUGUCACAACAAAUGGAAAUAAUGGAGCAAAUGAGACUGAACAUCUAGACCUUAAAUUUUAUUUGGGAAUUUACGCAGGUUUAACAGUGGCUACAAUACUGUUUGGCAUAAUAAGAAGUCUUCUGGUGUUUCAAGUUCUCGUUAAUUCCGGUCAGACUUUGCACAACAGAAUGUUUCAAGCCAUUCUGAAAGCUCCUGUCUUGUUUUUUGACAGAAAUCCUAUUGGAAGAAUCUUAAAUCGUUUCUCAAAAGAUAUUGGCCAUCUGGAUGACUUGCUUCCAUUGACGUUUUUGGACUUUGUGCAGACUCUCCUACAGAUUUUUGGUGUGGUAGCUGUGGCUGUGGCAGUGAUUCCUUGGAUACUCAUCCCCUUAAUUCCGCUAUUUAUUCUUUUCAUUUUUCUUCGACGAUAUUUCUUAGACACUUCAAGAGAUAUUAAACGUCUAGAAUCCACAACUCGAAGUCCAGUGUUCUCCCACUUGUCAUCAUCCCUCCAGGGACUUUGGACUAUUCGGGCUUUGAAAGCAGAGGAAAGAUUUCAAAAACUAUUUGAUGCACACCAAGACCUCCACUCAGAGGCCUGGUUUCUAUUUUUGACGACCUCGAGGUGGUUCGCUGUGCGUCUGGAUGCCAUCUGUGCCAUUUUUGUUAUAGUGGUUGCUUUUGGUUCCCUGCUUCUCGCCAAGACUUUGAAUGCGGGGCAGGUUGGUUUGGCGCUGUCUUACGCAAUCACUCUCAUGGGAACGUUCCAGUGGGGUGUUAGACAAAGUGCUGAAGUUGAAAACCUGAUGAUAUCAGUAGAAAGAGUAAUGGAAUACACAGAUCUUGAAAAAGAAGCCCCUUGGGAAACCAACAAGCACCCACCACCUGAAUGGCCAAGUCAAGGAAUGAUAGCAUUUGAAAAUGUUAACUUCACUUACAGUCUAGAUGGACCUUUGGUGUUAAGGCAUUUAUCUGUUGUAAUUAAACCAAAAGAAAAGGUUGGAAUUGUGGGAAGAACAGGAGCUGGGAAGAGCUCUCUUAUAGCAGCCCUCUUUCGGUUGGCUGAACCUGAAGGAAGAAUCUGGAUUGAUAAGUACUUGACAUCAGAGCUAGGCCUCCAUGACUUAAGGAAGAAAAUUUCAAUUAUACCUCAGGAGCCUGUUUUAUUCACUGGAACUAUGAGGAAAAACUUAGACCCUUUCAAUGAAUACACUGAUGAAGAUCUGUGGAAUGCCUUGGAAGAGGUGCAACUGAAGGAGGUUGUGGAAGAUCUGCCUAAUAAAAUGGAGACACAGCUGGCAGAAUCUGGGUCUAAUUUUAGUGUUGGUCAGAGACAGCUGGUAUGUCUUGCCAGAGCGGUUCUAAAAAAAAAUCGGAUCCUUAUCAUUGAUGAAGCAACAGCAAAUGUGGACCCAAGAACAGAUGAGUUCAUUCAAAAGACGAUCCGUGAAAAGUUUGCUCAGUGCACAGUGCUGACCAUUGCACACCGCUUGAACACCAUUAUUGACAGUGACCAGAUUAUGGUUUUAGAUGCUGGAAGACUAAAAGAAUAUGGUGAACCUUACAUUUUGCUGCAAGAAAAAGAUGGCUUGUUUUACAAAAUGGUGCAACAAGUGGGCAAGACUGAAGCAGCUUCUCUGUUUGAAACAGCAAAACGGGUUUACUUCAGUAAGAAUUAUCCAGAAGUUGUUCAGAACGGUCAGCUUGCUGCAGACUCCUCGCUGGAUCCUUCCUCAGGAUUAUGCAUAACUGAAACUGCACUGUGAUUCCUAAUAACCACGAUUGUUUUCCAUGGAAUGUAAAGCUGAGAACAUCCAAACUCUCGAUGUUUUCAAGGGUCAAAGGGAGAGGAAAGGGAGGGGGCGAUUCUUUGCACUGGACAUCCUUUCUAUUUAAUACUGAGAAGAAAAUCUUUGUUGUCCCUGUUUGUUCGAUUUCAGUGCAAUAUGUUUUCCUUUCCAGAUAUGAUUAUGUUUGUAUUGCCAAGGAAAUUAGGCAGACUCAGUUUUUAUUUGGAAGUUAGGAGGUAGAGAUCUCUUUUAUUUAAGCAGGUGCAGGACACCUAACAGGUCUAGGGUGCAUAUUUGGAAUUUGUUAAAACAAAAGAUUGGAAUGUAUCCCUUUCCUCUUUCGGAGAUGUUUUGAGAGCAAUCAAAAACAAAUUUUGUUGAGUGUCACUUUAACUCGACAGCUGUGCCUAAACAGUAGAUUUGGUAGCGGACAUCUUAGUUGUCUAACACAGCUGUCUUUCUACCUGUCAUAAGUUGUCAUGCAGGUUGAUAGAAAAAAGAAUUGAACAAGCCAAAAAUACUUUCCUUUUUUGAUAGCAAAAAGUACUAUAUACUUAUUUUUUUGAUAAUUCAAGUAGUGCUGUUCAACAUGAAUGUAAAUAUAAGUUUUAUUUUGCUGAAAUGCUGAAAAAAUCAAUCUCAAUCUUCUAUACUUUAGAAGAAAAUUACCACAUUUGCACUGAAGAAAUAUUUAAAUAAUUUAACAUACAUUCCUCUUUUUAUCCAGGUUAUCAAAGAAAAAAAGUAUUAAAAUAACUUGAGGAAAUCUUUGAAUGACAUGUCAUUAUACCUAAAUACCAUGUAGUACAAAGUUAUCUUCAACACAACACAUUGAAAUGUAUACGUUAUUUGCAUUUAUUGUGCCUUAAUAUUUGUGCCUUCAAGCCAAAGCUGUAACUGCAGGGUACACAACAAAUUCAUUAAAUACAUGUUAAAAAUAUUUAGCCUUAGUAUAUUUAAAAUUUUGCAUCAGGGGAUCUGUUGAACUCGAGCUGUUUGAAGUUACCAUCCUACUGGAAUAGGUAGGAAAGUACAACCUGUAGAUUUGAAUGCCUGUUGCUAAUAGCGAGGAGAAUGCAGUGAGAGGGAGAUUCUGUAUUUGUAAGUUAUGUCCUGAUUUAGCAAAGCACUUUAACAUAAAGGCACUAUUCCCCUACUUUAAAAUAUCAAGCAAGUGCUAUGCUGCUUCAGAUUUUUUUCAUGUUCAGUGAGAUUGCUACCCUUUGAGGUCCAGUACCAAAUAAAUCUAUUCAUCUUACUGUUUAAAGUAAGACACUAAAAAGCAACACAUCUCUUCAGGACACAGAAAAUACCGUGCUUUAAAAAAAUAUUUUGAAGAUGCUUGCAUUACCUUUGUAAGAUAAAUGUUAUUUACCCAAUGUUCACCCAGCGGUCUAAAAGUAAGGCAAACGCAAAUGUUUCUCGUUUCAAGCUGUUCUACCAGCAAAUAACUGACUGAAAUACAAAAUUACUCUCUCCUUGUCGAGAACUAAAUUGAGGCCAAAGCCUAUGCCUGAGGACUGGGGCUCAUCUAGGACUUUGUCCCGUGUAGAAGUUGGUGGCAAGGGGAAGAAUCAUCAUUAUUCUCCUGCUGCAGCAGCUUCCCUGCCGUGGGGCUCGCUGUCCUGCUGUGAGGUACCAGGAGAGGGGGGAGGUCCUCUUACUGCCUCCGCUCCCACCAGCUGGGGUGGAGGGGGAAGAAGGCAAACACUGGGUGUCUGGCUUGCUGGUAACAUCCUCCUGUACUGUUAGCAGGAAGUUACAAAAUGAAAUUUUGC
Cygnus olor (mute swan) is the source of this 5930-nucleotide messenger RNA. RefSeq names its product ATP binding cassette subfamily C member 4 (gene ABCC4). NCBI's taxonomy places the organism in Eukaryota, Metazoa, Chordata, Aves, Anseriformes, Anatidae. Gene Ontology annotation, molecular function: ABC-type transporter activity; ATP binding; ATP hydrolysis activity. Gene Ontology annotation, biological process: transmembrane transport. Gene Ontology annotation, cellular component: plasma membrane. The transcript is spliced from 31 exons. The coding region runs from base 136 to 4128 and encodes 1330 amino acids. The record is from RefSeq and is a predicted model, not a curated record.